AUGCCGCUCCUGCGAUCGGUGGCCAUACGCCAACGCACCACCAGAAGCACUCUAGCAGUGCUGAGCAGCCCAUCAUGGCAAUCUCGAAGCUCAUCUAGCUCUUCCACGCUCAAUCAUCUCCCCGAAUCACGACUGAAUCCCAGCCCUGACGACUACGCCUCCCCUAACUUUGCAGACAAAGCCGACCUAACAAUCUAUGCUGGACGUGGGGGAAACGGUUGCGUAUCCUUCCUCCGCGAAGCCUUCCUACCAGAUGGUCCUCCCAACGGCGGCGAUGGAGGAGCUGGCGGAAACAUCUACAUCCAAGCAGCGCAUGGCGAAACGUCACUACACAAGCUAGCAAGACGCCGGUUCAUCCGUGCAGGACGCGGCAAACAUGGCCAGGGAAGUGCAAAGGGUGGCGCACGCGGAGAAGAUGUCAUCAUCACCGUCCCCGUAGGAACGAUAGUCAGAGAGCUUGAAAGGGAGGAUCCCGCCGCGGACGAAGCUAUGAACAUCAAGGCAUACAUGGCAUUGCAAAAGCAGCGAAGAAAAGAAGAGCUUCUGCUCGAAGAGGAAAAGAGGAAAAGGGCAGAGGAUCUCGGAGAGCUGGAAAAUGAAGAGAUUCUCGACAGAAAGGGCCGGCCAAAAUUGGCGCCGGAAGAGGAAGAAGAAGACGUCGAAGUCGACGACCCAACCCGCCAGAAAUGGCUCCUAUACCCUGGAAUGUCCAAGUCCGAAAUGAAAAGUACUUCAUUUCCACGCCUACCACGCCGACACCCAUUCCUCCAACAACCACCGGCCCCAAUCUAUCUCGACUUAUCGCGCCCUACGCCACGGCCUAUCCUCCUCGCAGCAGGCGGAAUAGGCGGCCUGGGAAACCCACACUUCACAUCGCGAGAGCAUCCCAAGCCUAUAUUCGCUACAAAGGGUGAAGAAGCCGUAUCUAUGAAAGUCACACUGGAAUUGAAACUUCUCGCAGACGUUGGCCUGGUUGGUCUCCCAAACGCAGGGAAGAGCACACUUCUGCGAGCAUUGACGAACAGCCGUACUAGAGUGGGUAGCUGGGCAUUUACUACGCUACAGCCCAACAUAGGAACAGUAGUGCUGGACAAGUAUUCUGGCCAACCCACGGCACGGAGCCACAAAAAGCCAAGCGUAGAGUCGGACGAGGCGUCAGACGCAGCCCUCGAGCAUAGGACACGAUUCACUGUUGCCGAUAUCCCAGGUCUUAUUGAGGGUGCCCAUCUGGAUCGCGGGCUAGGAAUCGCCUUUUUGCGUCACGUCGAACGAGCGGGCGUGCUGGCCUUUGUAAUCGACCUGGCAGCAGGGGAUGCAGUCACUGCACUGAACGCACUGUGGCGGGAGGUCGGUCUCUACGCUCAAAUGCGGGACGAGGAGGAACGUGAUCGUGAGGCAGAGUCCAGAGUCGAUUGGGACUUUGCAUCGGAUCCCUCCAGAGGACCGAUUAACCUCAUGAACGCAGAGUACUCCGGUUCUUCUGUGUUUGAAGGAGCUUCGACUCCGCCAGGCCUCCAUAUUGCCGGGAAGCCGUGGUUUGUGGUCGCCACCAAGGCGGAUUUACCGAGCACGCAGGCGAACUUCAGCGAGUUGAAGGCGUAUCUGGAUAAGAUCACGGAUGGGCACGCUGCUCAUCCGAGCGGUGUGGAGGGUGCUUGGACGAAGAAGUGUGCUGCUAUUCCGGUGAGUGCAAUUCAUGGACAAGGCGUCGAUAGGAUAGUACAUUGGACUGUAGGAUUACUAGAUGAGUAG
Molecule: messenger RNA, 1752 nt
Organism: Pochonia chlamydosporia 170
Lineage: Eukaryota; Fungi; Ascomycota; Sordariomycetes; Hypocreales; Clavicipitaceae
Product: GTP-binding protein
Exons: 1
Coding region: 1-1752 (583 amino acids)
Cellular component (GO): mitochondrion
Molecular function (GO): GTPase activity; GTP binding
Source: RefSeq, a predicted model, not a curated record